Molecule: messenger RNA, 711 nt
Organism: Williopsis jadinii
Lineage: Eukaryota; Fungi; Ascomycota; Saccharomycetes; Phaffomycetales; Wickerhamomycetaceae
Gene: KEI1
Product: Kei1p
Exons: 2
Coding region: 42-665 (207 amino acids)
Biological process (GO): inositol phosphoceramide metabolic process
Cellular component (GO): Golgi membrane; inositol phosphoceramide synthase complex
Molecular function (GO): inositol phosphoceramide synthase regulator activity
Source: RefSeq, a predicted model, not a curated record
UGUUGUAUACCUUGAGCCAUCUGUGCUGCUCUCUUUCAGAAAUGGCAUUGCUACAAGAUACUCAACUCCCAGAGCGAUUCUUGAACUUCCUUCCUCUGUAUAUCGGUGUUGAACUGAUCCUGGGUGUUGGUAUCAUCAACAAACUCUCAGGUGUAUAUGGUAUCCUUUCCCUAUUCACGGGCCACCCUUUGGAAUUCAUGCAAUGGAUCUUCUAUAUCUCGUCCAUACUGUGUGUUGUGUUUUACGGUGUCGGUCUCUGGACUAUUCUCGACCCGAAAGUUCGCCAGUUUGCAGCUGUGGUGGUUAUCUAUUCAAUUGAUACGCUUGUCAGUUUAUUCUUCAUCUUCUGGUUUGCAUUUGAAUGGUUUGUUAAUGAAGACGUGAAGAUCGAAAAAGUGCCAGGCCAGGAUUACUCGAAGAGUGCUUCACAGGCUUAUGAAUAUGGAUGGAUCAUACUUGUGACAGCGACGGUCAUUGUAUCCAGGUUCUACUUCAAUUUAGUCCUCGUUAGCUUCUAUAAGAAGUUGAUCAAGUACAAGAAGAACUUGGGAUUGCCUGCAAUAGAAACUGAUGUUGAUUUGAACUUGAAAAGUCAAGCCAAGUGGAAGCAGUUGCUGUACAGAUUUGAAUUUGCAUGCUAUAAACUGCUAACACAGUUGGUUUAGGAAACCUUAGAGGACAUGUGUGAAACGCAACGAAAAGAAUAGAACA